Enterobius vermicularis (human pinworm) is the source of this 639-nucleotide messenger RNA. The record is from the annotation of a GenBank genome assembly. Lineage: Eukaryota; Metazoa; Nematoda; Chromadorea; Rhabditida; Oxyuridae.
AUGGGCAACCAGUUUCAUAGACCUGAACGUGUAGGCAACUAUCCUUUCACGCUCACAGGUUUACCGCCACCACCGACGGUUAAGAAAGCUGGUUCAGAUGCUCCUGUUCAUAGAAUAAAUGAUGCUAUGAGCUUAGAGUUGCAUAUGGGGGAUGAAAGAGUACGAGCUGCAGGACUGACACCGGCAGAAAGAGAAUGGCGAAUGAAAUGGGUCAAAGACCAAUAUUUACAUCCAGAUGAACCUAUCCAUGUAGAUGCUGUUUAUCGACAGUUGAAUCCGAUUAGACGAAUUUAUCGGUGGCCGCUUGACAAACUUUAUGUUCAUUUCUUGCGCCCUACUUUUGGACCAUACACAGCAGCGGUGAUUCGUGCCGGCGUUCCAAAAAUAAUAAUGUUCGCAUUCACCGUUGAACUUAUAUAUUAUAUUUUGAAAUAUGAAGCUAGGGACUGGGAACAUAUUCGGGGUCUUGAAUGGACGAAUUUCAAACAAGUAGUUGAUAGGAAAAAGGAGAUCGAAGAGAAGUAUCCAGGACUUUUAGAGCUUGGUAUUGCUGAUCCUGCUAAAGAUAGGUAUUUCUCACCCUCAUGGGACAAGAGAACCUCGUAUUUAGAUGUCGGAGAAACUCAAAGACCGUGGUGA